This is a messenger RNA of Ictalurus furcatus (blue catfish), 11094 nucleotides long. RefSeq names its product bromodomain containing 4 (gene brd4). The coding region runs from base 4395 to 9077 and encodes 1560 amino acids. NCBI's taxonomy places the organism in Eukaryota, Metazoa, Chordata, Actinopteri, Siluriformes, Ictaluridae. Gene Ontology annotation, cellular component: chromatin; nucleus. Gene Ontology annotation, biological process: chromatin remodeling; positive regulation of transcription elongation by RNA polymerase II. The transcript has 19 exons. The record is from RefSeq and is a predicted model, not a curated record.
UCACAGAGCCGAGAGGAAAUCAGAUCACUCCUUAUUUAAAGUAAAAUCCAUUUCUCCCCCUUAACGUACCCCCCCCCCCUUUCUUCUUUUUGAUUUUAUUCCUCAGUACUGUUUACUCUUCUCAUCUCUGGCUGAUUGCGCCGUGUCUCUCUCUCUCUCUCUCUCUCUCUCUCUCUCUCUCUCGGUCGUGAUCCUGCCGGUAAACGAGAGCACAGAGCACACCGGAUUAUCUGUUUAGUGCGAUUAGAUUUGGGCUUCCCCUCUCGAUGGGGUGGGCGCUUUUUCCAGUACACACGAGACAUCCGUAAAUAACGCUGUCUCUGUCACGGUUGAGCAAAACUACAAACGCAGCUGAUGUGUAUUUGCCAUAGAGUGUUGUUUAUUAUAGAACUGCUGCACAUCUGGAAGCAAAGCUCCAUGUCCAGCUUUUAUUCUGUUCAAAUCAGUGCUGGGAAUAAUCAGUAAUUCUCAACACCGGCUCUGAUCCAACCACGGCCCAUUUGAAGCUUUCUGGAAGAGGCAGUUUGGUUUUCAUUUAAUAUCUGUUGAUAUUUGAUAGAGUCCAUGAUGCCAUGUAUCCUAACAAAAUGUCCAGGUCCUCUGGUAGAAAAACAGCCCCAAAACAUUAAAGAUCCACCUCCAUAUUUAACCGUGGACAUGAGGUACUUUUCCAUAUGGCUACCUCUCUGUGUACCAAAACCACCUCUGGUGUUUAUUACCAAAAAGCUCUGUUUUGGUUUCAUCUGACCAUAGAACCCGAUACCAUUUGAAGUUCCAGUAGUGUCUGGCAAACUGAAGGCGCUCGAGUUUGUUUUUGGAUGAGAGUAGAGGCGUUUUUCUUGAAACCCUUCCGAACAACUUGUGGUGAUGUAGGUGACUUCGGAUUGUAGUUUUGGAGACUUUCUGACCCCAAGACACAACUAACUCCUGCAAUUCUCCAGCUGUGAUCCUUGGAGAUUUUUUGUCCGCUCGAACCGUCCUCUUCACAGUGCGUUGAGACGAUAUAGACACACGUCCAAUUCCAGGUCGAUUCAUAACAUUUCCAGUUGACUGGAACUUCUUCAUUAUUGCCCUGAUGGUGGAAAUGGCCAUUUUCAAUGCUUGUGCUAUUUUCUUAUAGACACGUCCCAUUGUGUGAAGCUCAACAACCUUUUGCCGCAAUCACAGCUAUAUUCCUCGAUCUUACUCAUUGUUAUGAAUGACUGGUGUAUGUUGCCUCAUAUUUAUACCUCUGUGAAACAGGAAGUCAUGGUCGAACAAUUUCCUGUUCCUAGUCACUCAGGUGUACUAAAAAAUUGUAAAAUAUCAAUGGGAAUAUAAUUCAAAUAUUUUUCUUGUAUGAUUUCAUAUUUUUUUGGUUUUUUGAUGAACCUGUUUUGUUUUGAUAUGCAUGAGAGCAGAGUAAUUUUGUGUUUUUUUUUUUUUGAACAAACGAUCAAAAGGUUCAAACGAUAAAGAUGAUUUUUCACAGCCUUCUUUGCUCAUGUUUACCAAGGGGGCCAAUAUUAAUGGAGGACACUGUGUGUAUACACACACACAGUAAAUAAAUAAGGUCAUGAGCAGUGAAUAUGUGCAGUAGCUAGUAGGGCUGGGCGAUAUGACAACGAUAUCAUAUCACGAUACUUGUGGACAUUUCUUCGAUACACAGCGUGUAUGAUGGUAUAUGGUGUAGCUAACAAACUGUCUGCGAAACAGAAGUAAAACGAACAUCCUUAAACUGAGUUUGACGAUACAAAGAAAUUUAAGCUUUAAAAAAAAAAUGUCAACAGCAUCCAUUCAUUACCAUUUUAAUUCGUAAUUAUUAAAAAAAAAUAAAAUAAAAAAGAUAUCCAACGAUAUCUCAGAAAAUUGUAUCAUGUACUCAUUUAUCACAAUAUUUAAAAUAUAUGGAUAUAUCGCCCAGCAGUAGUAGCUGUUGAGUAGAUACUAGUGAACGUUAAUCAACACCUUCUGACCAAUCAGAAUCGAGAACACUUAAUCAGCGACCUAAUGCGUUAUGGAGCUUUUAACCAUAUCCACAUCCAUCCAUCCAUUUUCUGUGCCGCUUAUUCUAUACAGGGUCACGGGGAGCCUGGAGUCUAUCCCAGGGGACACUGGGCACGAGGCGGGGGACACCCUGGACGGGGUGCCAGCUCAUCGCAGGGCACAGUCACAGUCACACACACAUUCACACACCCUUUCAUAUGCUACUGCCAAUCAACUUACAACGCAUGUCUUUGGACUGGGGAGGAAAACGGAGUAUCCGGAGGAAACCCCGAAGCACGGGGAGAACAUGCAAACUCCACACACACACACACACACACAGGGCGGAGACGGGAUUCGAACCCCCCAACCCUGGAGAUGUGAGGCAAACGUGCUAAACGUUAAGCCACCACAUCCGCCCCCCUUUAAACCACAUAUGACUCGUCAUCUCUAGUCAUUUUGUUUUUCUUUGCUGUGUUAGUUUUGUUGUAGCGUAGUGAGUACACCGUGAUCCGUCCAACAUGUGGAAUUGGAUCGGUAGCCGGAUCCUAGCCGGAUCACCCGCCCCAAGGUCCUACUUGUUUGGUUUGGCAUACUCACGUUUUCACGCCUCCAUCACCACUUACAACAAUGUGUUUGGCACAGUGUUCUUCGGAUGUGGGACGCUGGUCCGGUCCGGUCCGUUCGUUUUCUUCCUUCCUCUCCCACCCGUUUCCGUGGUCCGACCUGAUGGACCUUCACCUCCGCUAGAGAGCAGCGUAUGAGUAGCGCUGCGAGAGGGAAGGGAUUUAGCCGUGUCAUGAUGAUGUGAGAAACGUUUGUGUAGACAGAUGGCAGCUUGAUUAGAAGAGGGAGGUGGAAAGAGAUGCCUUCUGGGAGAAUUACUCCAUAUCUCUCUCUCUCUCUCUUGCUCCCUCUCUCUCUCUCUCUCUCUCACACACACACACACACACACACCCACACACACCCAUCCGUCUAUAAUUCAGUCUCGCUCUGUCUGUGAGUCGGGGUUCCCUCUACACUGUCUGACAUAACAGGAAACGGAUACGGCGUUUACUACCGCGCAAGACUUUCAGCCCAGUUUGUUUUGUUAUUUUUCUUUCAAAAUUUUCUGUUUUUCUUUUUUUCCGAUCGUGACUUGUGUUCCAUAGGAGAAGUGAAAUGAACUCCACCUUUCUCCCUGCCUACUGUGUGUGUGUCUCUCUCUCUCUCGUAUGUGUUGGAUGGCUUUUAUAAGUGUAGAAAGCUUCCUCUUUUGUGUCACUGCUGUGGUCUAGACGUGUGUGUGUGUGUGUGUGUGUGUGUUUUUGGCGCUCCGAUAAGGGGGACCUCGCUUUGGUUUGAGCUGAAGCUAGAAAGGAAUUGGGCAGGGGGAAGGGAGGACGAAUGGUUGUAGGGAAGCAGGGGCGGGGGAGAUGAAGGUGUGUGUGAGAGAGUGGUUUGGUGGGGGAGAAACACACAGAGAGAGAGAGAGAGAGAGAGAGAGAGAGGCAGGAAGGGUGGGAGGGUGGAGAGACCUCGAGCUAUUGAUGGGUAAAGAAGGGAGGGGUUGAGAGAGCGAACGAGUAAGCAAGUGUGUGUGUGUGUGUGUGAGCGAGAGAGAGCGCACACGGAGGGAGGGGUGUGUGUGUGAGAGAGAGUGUGGGCAGAGACUAUUCUGAAUGAGGAAGCGGCAGAGCCAUUUUCACCGUUGAGUAAGAGCACGCCGCUGUUUCGGGAGAGAGCAGGGAAAGAAAAGAGAGCUCAGUUUCUGGAUUUUUUUUUCCUCCUUCUUCCUAGGCGUCUCUCUCUCGGUCUCUCUGUUUCUCUCUCUUUAUCUCUCCGUCUUUGUGUUGAAUGAGCGAGGCUUUCGGUGGCGGGACACAAUGGGGCGAAGUGCCUGUGGCGACUGGGCCGUUGUCCUCCUGAGAGGGGGAGGGGGAAGAGAGAAGACCGGCGCACAGAGCUAACGCAGCUAGCCGGCCUCGGGCCUCUUCUACCGCUCUCGCGCUCUCUCUCUCCUUCUCUUUCCCUCUCUCUCUCUCUCCUUCUCUUUCCCUCUCGCUCUGUCUCUCUCACACACACACACACUCCUUUUCUCUCAUUUCUCUCUCAUUAAGCUGAACAGGAGCUCUCUCUCUCUCUCUCUUUAUUAUUAUUUUUUAAAUUAGUUUUCGUUUUUUUCCCUUCCUGGACUUUUCCUUCUCUCAGGACUUAAAAUCUUCGCUCUUCUCAGGAUUAUCGUGGACUUCCUGUGGAUUUAACAUGUGUUUGGCACAGUGGAUCUCGGGACACGUUGAUCUGAACUGGAGAUUUGAAAGCUAGCUGUGCUCAUGUUUUGGGAUUAGAGCAGUCCAUUUAAAAAAAGAAAGAAAGAAAGAAAGAGAGAGAAGUUUUCAGCCUCUUUUUCUCCCCCCCUUUCGGUUUUGUUUUCUGGAGACAGGAACCUAUAAAUGGAUUACAAGAUGCAUUCCAAGUCCAAUGAUUUGCUGGAUUUUCAGACACUGGAUGCCCUUUUGGAAAAAAUUGCACAUUAUUCAGCAGCUGUAAAAAGAGAUCCCAGCGAGGAGUGCAAUGGAAUCGGCGGCGCUCUCCCUGCAGAGGCCGCGCCCGGCUCGCGGCUGAACGAGUGGUGUCCCGUGGCCCCUCCUCUUCUUCCUCCUCCUCCACCUCCUGCAUCUGCCCCGGUGCCUGUGCUCCAUCCGACCAGUAUGGGUGACGGUCUGGACGCCGCACCGAUGUCAGGGAGCAGCAGCAGCAGCCAGGGGCAACCCCAGCCCCAGUCUCAGCCCUCUCACGCAUUCAACCCCCCUCCCCCGGAGAUCGUCGAUUCAUCACGGCCAAAGCGCCAGACCAACCAGCUGCAAUAUCUCUCCAAGGUGGUGCUCAAGACGCUGUGGAAGCACCAGUUCUCGUGGCCCUUCCAGGCUCCCGUAGAUGCCGUCAAGCUAAACCUGCCUGACUAUUACAAGAUCAUUAAAAACCCUAUGGACAUGGGAACAAUCAAGAAGCGGCUCGAGAACAGUUACUACUGGAACGCCCAAGAAUGUAUUCAAGACUUCAACACCAUGUUUACCAACUGCUACAUCUACAACAAGGCAGGGGAUGACAUAGUCUUAAUGGCCGAGGCACUGGAGAAACUGUUCCUCCAGAAGAUUUCGGAAAUGCCCCAGGAGGAGAACGAGAUUGCCGUCAUGACUCCGAAGGGCCGUGGUCGGGGCAGGAGGGACCCAGGGUUGAACAUAAAGCCCCCCGGACCCGGCUUAGAUUCUCCGUCGACGACCCCUCAGACUCGUGGCAUUUCCAAUCACGGAGCAGGGCCACAGACUAGAGGACCCAUACCAGGUCCUCCAGCGCUCCCUCCACAGGUGGCUCUGCAGCAAGCUCUACCCCCUCGAGUUCCCCCUACGAUCCCCCAGCUGGGUCCUCCCUUUCCGCUCGGCCCUUCAGACUGCAACCCUCCGGGCACCAUCAUGACCUCGGUGCCUCCCCCGACCCAGACUGCCCUUCCACCCAUGCCCAUUCAACAGAGUCCUGCACCGAUGCUUCAGAGCGUCAUGCCUAAAGUGAGUCCUCAGAGAAUAAAGCAGAGAAAAAGCCAGAAGAGGAAAGCAGACACGACGACCCCCACCGCCAAUGACCAGCUGAGCGAGUCGUCUCCCGCGGAGUCCAAGUCAGGAAAGACUCUCCCCCGGCGAGAGAGCGUGCGGCCGUCGAAACAACCCAAGAAAGAAGCGCCGGAUUCCCAGCACCAUCUGGCCUACAGCGCGCCCGCCGGCCCAAACAGCCCCAAAGUGCUGGAGCAGCUACGCUACUGCGCCGGCAUCGUGAAGGAGAUGUUCGCUAAGAAGCACACCGCUUACGCCUGGCCUUUCUACAAGCCGGUUGAUGUGGAGACUCUGGGACUACAUGACUACCAUGACAUCAUCAAACACCCCAUGGACCUCACCACCAUCAAGGACAAGUUGGACAACAGACAGUACAGAGACGCGCAGGAGUUUGCCGCGGACGUGCGGUUAAUGUUCUCCAACUGCUACAAGUACAACCCUCCAGACCACGAGGUUGUGGUGAUGGCGCGCAAGCUGCAGGACGUGUUUGAGAUGCGCUUUGCUAAGAUGCCGGAUGAGCCCGAGGAGGUCUUUACCCCUGCGCCUGCCCCCGUGCUGCACCCUGCGGCCCCUGUGAAGCCUCAGCCGCCCAUCGCCGCCCCCUCGUCCUCCGACAGCUCCAGCGACUCCUCGUCCGAGUCGGAAUCCUCCACCGACGACUCGGAAGAGGAGAGAGCUCAGAGGCUGGCGGAGCUCAAGGAGCAGGUGCGGAAAAAAGACCUCAAGGCGGUCCACGAGCAGCUGGCAGCCCUGUCUCAGCCCCAGGCCAGCAAACCAAAGAAGAAAGAGAAGGACAAGAAGGAAAAGAAGAAGGAGAAGCACAAAAAGAAAGCCAUCCCCGGACUGGACGAGAUCCUCGAGCCUCCUUCUGCUCUCCCGACCCCGAAGAGCAAGAACAAGAACAACAAAGAUCCUCUGCCCAAGAAGACCAAGAAGCCAAGUAAGAAGGAAGGCAUGAAGAACAACCGCUCCAUUCCUCCCCCGGGCACAGCACCUCCCACCCUGCAGCCUGGGCCUGGCCUCGACCCCGUGGAAGAGUCAGGUCUGGCAGGGGGACCGGGAUCCGCGGGCUUGGUACCUGCCGAAAAGUGCAAGCCCAUGUCCUACGAGGAGAAGAGACAGCUGAGCCUCGACAUCAAUAAGCUGCCUGGGGACAAGCUGGGCCGUGUGGUCCACAUCAUUCAAUCCCGCGAGCCUUCGCUGAAAAACUCCAACCCGGACGAGAUCGAGAUCGACUUCGAGACGCUAAAACCUUCCACGCUGCGAGAGCUGGAGAGAUACGUUUCGUCCUGUCUCCGCAAGAAGAAGAAGCCUCCAGAAAAGACCGUGGAGACUAUGAGCGCUAAGCCAAAAGGCUCGUCUUCAGACUCGGGCAGCAGCAGCGAGUCGAGCUCGUCCGACAGCGAGGACUCGGAGUCAGGAAUGGCCUCUAAAUUGAAGAAGAGAGGUCACUCUGCUAAAGAGGGGAAGAAAGGCCACCACCCGGUGAUCGCGCCAGGUAUGGUACAGCCCCAGAUGCCCCUCCAGCCCCAGGCUCCGGUCUUACAGCCCACAGCUCAGCUAAAACAACAGCAGCAGCCACAACAGCAGCAGCAGCAGCAGCAUCCGUCUCCUGCAGCGUACAUGGCUCCUCAGGUCACGGCGCUGGAGUCGUCGCAGCUGCUCGAGAACACGUUUGACUCUUUGCCCCAUUUUGGACAGCCCCUCAUGCACAUGUCCCACCACACCAACGACUCGUCCUCUCCUGCCCCGCCUCACCUCAACGCUCACACAGCAAGUGGCCCCGGGUCACCUGACACGCACCCGUUCUUAAACCAGCACCCCAUCCUCCAAUCCCCAGCACUGCACAACGCUCUGCCUCAGCAGCCUUCACGUCCUAGCAACAGAGCAGCGCCGCUCCCCGCCAAACCCCCGCAGCCCUCGACUCCCCAGCAGCCUCUGCAGCUCCAGCCCCAGCAGCCCCCUCAACCCCAGCACCACCUCCCUCCUCACCUCCUGCACCCCCAUCAGCCCAUCCGCCAGAGGCCGCUGUCCCCUCCUACGCUCACCCCGCAGGGCCUUCUCUCCUCACAGCCUCCUCAGUUACUGCUGGAGGAUGAUGAGGAACCCAUGCCCACCAUGCCCCUCAACCAGGUCCUCUUCCUGCAGCAGCUGCAGCAGGGUCGACAGCAGCAGCAGCAGCAGCAGGUCCCACUCAUGCAGGCCCUCCAGGGCCGUCAGUCACAGCCACAGAGCCAGCCUUCCCUGUUGCAGACGGUGCAGGUGCAGUCACAGCUUCCUGUGCAGACCCAACUGUCUGUCCAAACUCAACCCCAGGCUGCUCCAGUGCACCAGCCCUCGCCGCAGAUGCCCCAGCAUGCACCCAGACACAUGCAGCAAUCACAGAGCCAGCAGCAACAACAACAGCAGCAGCAGCAGCAGCAGCAGCUGGCUUUCUCACAAGGCCCAGUGCAGACCACACAGACGCAGCCGGCGCAGCACAAAGUGGCCAUGACUCCCAGUAAAGCGCAGCAGCAGAUUAUUCAGCAGCAGCAGCAGCAGCAUCCUUCUCCACGUCAACACAAACCUGAUCCCUAUAGCACAGGACACCUGAUAGAGAACCCCUCUCCUCUUAUGAUGCAUUCCCCUCAGAUUUCUCAGUAUCCUCCUGUAGGCCAUCAGUCUCCUCCACAAAACCUCCAGCCUAAAAAAGAGCCGCAGCGAGGGCCGCCGGCUCUCGGGCCUCUGAAGGAGGAGAAGCAGUCGCCCUCGCCCGUGAUGAGGAGCGAAUCCUUCAGCCCGCCUAUACGCCAGGAACCACACAAACAGCCUGAGAGCAAGACGCACAUGCCGGGCCACGGCCAGCAGAGGCCAGACAUGAAGCCUCUGGACACGUCUCGCCCCGUAAUCCGCUCCUCGGACCAUAGCGGUCCACCCCCCACCAUGCCGGACAAGGACAAGUUCAAACAGGAGCCCAAGACUCCUGUGGCUCCUAAAAAGGUACAGGAUGUGAAACUGAAGAACAUGGGCUCAUGGGCAAGCCUGGCGCAGAGGUCCACGUCUACGCCGUCCUCGGCGGUGAAAUCGAGCAGCGACAGCUUCGAGCAGUUCCGCCGUGCAGCCCGGGAGAAGGAGGAGCGGGAGAAAGCGCUGAAGGCUCAAGCAGAGCAGGCAGAGAAGGACCGGCAGCGCAGAGACCAGGAGAAACAUCGGGGCCGUGAUGAUGAAGAUACGAUGGAGGUUCCUCGGAGGCCCCAUGAGGAGCAGCGGAGGCGCUCUGAGCACCAGCAAGCCCAGGCCGCUCCGCCACAACAGCAGCACCAGGCCCCGUCCCAAACGCCGACCCAACAGCCCCAGACGCCGUCCGCCCCGCAGCCGUCGCAGGCUCCCCCUCAGUCUCCAGCCUCCAGCCAGAGCGCCCUCGACCAGCAGAGAGAGAUGGCACGCCGCCGCGAGCAAGAGAGGAGGAGGAGAGAGGCGAUGGCAGCUACCAUCGACAUGAACUUCCAAAGCGAUCUGAUGGCGAUCUUCGAGGAGAACUUGUUCUGAAAUGCACGAGGAGGCACGAGAGACCGCAAAACAAAACAAAAAACAACAACAAAAAAAAAACCUGACAACAAACGUAAACAAAACAAAACCGCGAACGGAUUCCUCUGCGUAGAGCGAAACGGACCGAUGAAGCAGUAAGGGAAUUUUAAUAAAAACGUUUAAUAAUUAUAAAAGACCCCGACUGGGAGCAUGAGAAAAGCACCGCAGAGGCAGAGAUGGCACUUGGCGAAGCUGAGGCCUUGACAGGACGCCCCCUGUAGCCUUAGCGGGGGGGAAUAAAAGAGGGACCCUCGAGCUGGGACAUCAUUGCCUCUCUGGCAUUAUUCCUGGAUUUAAACCCAUAUAAGUAGCAGGAAGGAGAGGACGUUUCCGUGGGGCGCCCUUUCGCACGUAUGGGAGCAAUGCUUUGGACCUUGAUAUCAGUGGAAGUAUAUCUAAGUGACAACAGUUUAAAACGUACUGAUUUACCCGUAGUAGGCUGUUCAUCAACUGCCAGAUGUGUAAGGGGUAUUGCUUUUUUUUUUUUUUUUUUCUUUUUUUUUUUUUUUUUUUCCUCCUUUUCUUUUCUUUUUUCUUUCUUUUUUUUUUUUUGGAACACAAGCAAGCGAUUUAUGCUAACAACUCAUGAUCAUAACGUGAGGAGGAGGUACACACCAACCUCACCAUACGCAACACAACAUUCACCGAGCAGCAACAAAAAUAAUACUCCCAAAAACACACACACAUACAAGUGUUAACACUUUCUUUUCUUUUGUUUCCCCAUUAUGUAGGAUCUACUGUAAACAUAUUUUUAUUUUCUUAAAGAUUACGUUUUGUUUUUUUUCCUUUUAAACUUUCUUACCAACACUUAACCCUUUUUCUUCUGAUGUCUAUGCCAAACAAGAGUCCUAGUCCCUGAUAUAUAUAUAUAUUUUUUUUCUUUCAUUUAAUGCGCCUUUUCAUUUCGUUUUUCUUUUUUUUCUUUCUUUUUUUUUUUUUUUUAAUAUAUAGAUAUAUUUUCUUGUCCUCCACACCAGACGUGAAAGUUUAGGUAGGCUUGUUAGUAGAAUAAACCUAAUAUAUGCAUUAUUCCGACAAUUGAAGACGAAAAAAAAAAAAAGGUUAAGUUAUACUCUAAUCCGGCGCGAGAGGAGCGGUUUACCUGUUGAUCCUUGAGUUUGAGAUUUGUUUUUGAAAAGCGUACAGUGCGACAUUACUUUGUGUAUUAUACAUUAUAGAAAGAAGACCUGAAAGCGUCUGGGGAAGCGGUUCAGGUUCACGCUUUACUGCGUUUCUAGAAAUAACCGUAAGCUCGAGUGCGUAUGAGCAGCCGGCUGACUCUGAAUCCUCUGAGACUCCUCCGAAGUCACGUCUCGAGCACUCGGACAUGUAGUGCAUGGCUCCUCUCUCUCUCUCUCUCUCUCUCUCUCUCUCUCUCUCUCUCUAUCUCUCUCUCACUCUCGCUUUUAUUUUUUUCCUGUUUGUUUGUUUUUGUUUUGUUUUUUAUUCUUUUCUCCUUUCGCAGAUCGUUUCAUGAUAAGCAACCGGAGGGGACUGUACGCCGUUCUAAACGUGACCGAUUACGAGAGAUUUUGAAAAAAGAAAAAAAGGAAAAAAAAAACAUUACACAGAGAAAAAAAAAAAAAAAAGCGCAACAGUUCUGAUUUUAUAUCAUUGUUCUUGUUCAAUUAUAGUGGCUGUGAGUUCUAAUUAUGUUCUUUGAGUCGGAUUUAAGGGUGGGGCGGAAGGGGAGGGCAGGGUGGUGUUUCGAGGGGCACACUUUAAUUAAUUAAAGCAGGUUCUCUCGAGUUUUCUCCUAUGGUGUUUUCUCCAGUGCCUGUAUUGUAUUGCGAUUCUAGUUGGCAUAUAUUACACUCUCGGGGAGGGGAGAGGGAGGGGGACGUGAAAAGGUUUCGGGAGGGAGAACUUGCAGUUUAGCGUGGGGGGGAAAGCCUGUGUUAAAAAAUAAAAAAAAAUAAUAAUUAAAAAAAAGGAAAAAAAAAUACACACACAAAAGAAAGGUCAACAUUUUAUAUUC